Molecule: messenger RNA, 3029 nt
Organism: Limulus polyphemus (Atlantic horseshoe crab)
Lineage: Eukaryota; Metazoa; Arthropoda; Merostomata; Xiphosura; Limulidae
Product: beta-1,4-mannosyltransferase egh-like
Exons: 2
Coding region: 197-1606 (469 amino acids)
Cellular component (GO): cytoplasm
Molecular function (GO): beta-1,4-mannosyltransferase activity
Source: RefSeq, a predicted model, not a curated record
UAACACCAUCGUAGGCGUGGCUGGUUGACCCACAAAGCAUUGCGAAAAGUUGGAGUUAUAUUAAUAUUAUAGUUGCUUGUGUGGUUGUGAGUGUAAUUGGUAUAUGAAAAGGUACAGUAUCCCUGAAAGUGUAAAGUUACUUCAAGAAUAUCCUUACACCACAGAAACCAACUGUAACUUCAAGAGGCCUGACUAAAUGAGCUGGAAUUGCAUUCAGGCAAGAACCAUGAUUUUGAAUAGUAGAACAAAACACUUGCUGCACUGUUUUCUUUGUUUUGCUGUAAUCAUAACUUUUGAAAUAUUUACUGGUGGAAUUCACCUGUGGACAUUCGAAUUUGAUAACAUUGAUCCCAUACAGAAAUAUGGAUACAUAGGAUCGUCUAUCUUGUAUCUUCUUCGUAUUUUGACCUUAUUAGCAUUACCACAGUGUGUUUUUAAUUUUUUGGGACUUGUAGUGUAUAACGCCUUUCCUGAUAAAGUGCAGCUAAAAGGAUCGCCAUUGCUAGCACCUUUCAUUUGUGUAAGAACAGUAACUCGAGGGGAUUACCCAGAACUGGUUAAGACUAAUGUGACUAGAAACAUGAAUAUUUGUUUUGAUAUUGGCAUGGAAAAUUUUAUGAUAGAAGUGGUCAGUGACAAGCCUGUUAACUUACCAAAGCAUCCCCGCAUCCGAGAACUGGUAGUGCCCUCUACCUACAGGUCCAAGAGUGGAGCGCUGUACAAAGCUCGAGCUCUCCAGUACUGCUUAGAAGAUGAUGUUAACAUUCUCAGUGAUACUGAUUGGAUUGUUCAUUUAGACGAGGAAACACUGCUGACAGAAAACUCAUUGAGAGGAAUUAUGAACUUUGUCUUUGAUGGCACCCACAAGUUUGGCCAAGGCCUAAUAACUUACGCCAAUGAGAACGUUGUUAAUUGGGUGACGACUUUAGCCGAUUGUUUCCGAGUAGCUGAUGACAUGGGAAAGUUGAGAUUCCAGUUACAAACUUACCAUCGUCCUCUUUUUGGGUGGAAGGGGUCUUACGUGGUCACUCAAGCUGGAGCUGAACGAAAGGUAUCUUUUGAUAAUGGUCUUGAUGGAUCUGUAGCUGAAGACUGCUUUUUUGCCAUGAUGGCAUACAAGGAAGGUUAUACAUUUGAUUUUAUCCAGGGUGAGAUGUGGGAGAAAAGUCCUUUCAGCUUUUGGGACUUCUUGCAGCAGAGGAAGCGUUGGAUGCAAGGUAUCUUUCUAGUCGUGCACAGUCCGGCCAUUCCAUUCCGCAACAAGAUCUUCUUGUCAUUGUCUCUGUAUUCUUGGAUUACUGUCCCACUGAGUACAUCCAAUUUGGUCUUGGCAGGCCUUUAUCCUAUACCUUGCUGGCAAGUACUAAACGUGAUUUGUGCCUUUGUUGGUGCCAUGAACAUUUACAUGUAUAUCUUUGGUGUGAUCAAAUCAUUCAGCCUCUAUCGCUUGGGGUUCUUUAAAUUUGUGUUCUUUGUGGUGGGAGCAUUAUGCACCAUUCCUUUCAAUAUUAUAAUUGAAAAUAUAGCCGUGAUCUGGGGAUUUUUUGGCAAUAAGUAUCGAUUUUAUGUCGUCAACAAGGAGAUUAAGCCUCCAGUCACAGUCUAGAUUGUUGUAUGAAAAAUAAUGUAGACUGUAAACUAAGUUAAAAGUUGCAUGUAGUUAUGUGAAUCCGUGUUUGUUUUAAACAGUUUGUAUAUCAUACCUCAAGAAGAUCGGUCAUGGUUCUCAAACACAUCGCCAUUUCCUGCCACUACUCAACACGUGCAUAUUCAUGUUUUACAGCUUGUUGGAAGGAUAAACUAAAGUUGUAUCUUAAGUUUGAGAAGUAAAGCAGGGAUUGUUUUUAUGAUACCUAUAAACAAGAGGAGUAUUCAUAUAUAUAUAGUUUCUUACAUAAAGACAUGCUAGUUUCAGGCCUUCAUGGAACUACAAGUGGUCUGAAUCCAGCUAGUAAUAAAAUUAUGUUUUUGAGUAUUUCUUUCAAAGUUUUGUGAAUCAAAUUAAUUAUAUAACCGGGUGUUGUGUAAACUGCUACCUGCUUGAAGUACUUUUCCCCUGUCAGUGGAAAUGUGAAGUAAGUUCUUGCUCAGUGUAUUUAUAUGUAACACCUUGUCGAAUCGUCUUCUAUCAUUUUUUGUUUCUGUGAUUAAAGUACAACCGGUAGAUCGAUCUCUAAUCAUGAUAACAAGAGUUUGUGUUUUUUGGACAAUCUAUUGGCUCUGUGUGCAUAUAUUUUUGUCUCCAUUGCAUGCAGUGUAUUUGUAUAGUAUUUUUUGGUGUAUGUUGAAAUAUACAAUUAUUUUCUGCUGUUCAUUUAGUUGAAAGACAUUGAUUCAGACUCACUGAUUUGGUUACUCGUCUCGGAGCUGUGAUUUUUGUGAAAUAAGCAAAAAUUAUAAUUUUAAAAAUUGCCCAUCUUGACGUACUUAUAACUAUUAACCCCACCAUGAUCAGCACAUGUAAAUUUGUGAUACCAAAAAAAUAUCUACUACUCCCUAUUGUCCUUAACAUAGGUUUGUUUUCAAUGCAAGUUACUUCUGAUUUUUUGGUAGUAUUCUAAGCAUGUUUUGAAAUAGUUUAGUCAUUAUUGUCAAUAAUAAAAUAUUUUAAAUGUAAUAGCCUAUAGCACAAUGGUAGCAGUAGCACUGUGUCAUUUCAUUGUACUUAUUAGGUGUUCUCAACAUCAAUUUGUCAAAGGAAUUGUUAUAGAUGUACCAGUUAUUACGUUAUCAGUCAUUUCUUUGUGUUGUGUCGUGGACUGAUUCUGAUAAUAUAUGCAAAUUAAAGCUCAAAAAAGAAAAAAAUCUGAUGUAUACACUGACCUCAAGCUAACCUUAACUAUUAAUAUUACGCUGUUUCAGAAAUUAAUAAACACUAAUGCCAAUUUAAUAACUUUGAAUGGCACUACUAGUGCUAUAUGAUUGAUUAAAAUAGAUUCUAGGACUAAUACUACAUCAAAAACACAUUUAAACAGCAAAGAAUCCCUUGUAUACAGCUUAUUGGUGAAAAUAAACUAUUUUUUGCCUGA